Zasmidium cellare ATCC 36951 is the source of this 1659-nucleotide messenger RNA. RefSeq lists its product as uncharacterized. The record is from RefSeq and is a predicted model, not a curated record. NCBI's taxonomy places the organism in Eukaryota, Fungi, Ascomycota, Dothideomycetes, Mycosphaerellales, Mycosphaerellaceae. The coding region runs from base 1 to 1659 and encodes 552 amino acids. The transcript is spliced from 2 exons.
AUGUACAGGUUUGGAACAGUCCUUUCGAGCCUACUUUCGGUAGCUGUGGCAUCGGCAUCGAAUGGCUUCGAUCCAAGAGAAGCGACUAUUGCCUCUACUCAUCACUCCCUCGAUACCGGCCUCACCACAUGCCGUGAAGUUGUCUCGAGCUUCCUGUCCAGGAUCGAUCUGUUGAACAACCAUACGAAUGCGAUUAUCUCGUUGAACCCAAACGCGCUCACCACUGCAGACCAACAGGACGCCAAGCUUAGAUCGAACAAUGGCUCUUACGGACCACUAUUCUGCAUUCCCAUUCUACUAAAGGACAACUACGAUACCGCUGAAAUUCCAACGACCGGAGCCAACUUGGCACUUGCGAGAUCACAGCCAAGUAAGGAUGCUCCCGUGGUGGCGACCUUGAAGAAAGCCGGCGCCAUCAUCUUGGGAAAGGCCAAUCUCCACGAGCUGGCUCUGGAAGGUCUCAGCGUGUCAUCGCUCGGUGGACAGACUGUCAAUCCAUACGAUAGCACCCGAACACCCGGCGGUAGUUCUGGUGGCACUGGCGCCGCGGUGGCUUCAAGCUUCUGCGUCUGGGGGACUGGCACUGAUACAGUGAAUUCACUCAGAUCACCUGCCAGCGCCAACAGCUUGUUCAGUUGCAGACCUACGCGUGGGCUGAUUGGUCGUUCUGGUAUCAUUCCCAUCUCGUACACGCAAGACGUUAUUGGGCCGAUUGCACGAAGCGUCGAGGAUGUUGCCACGGCUUUGAUGGUCAUGGCGAGUGUUGGAUUUGAUGCAGACGACAACACGACUGCGCUUGUGCCUGCUGGAACGUAUGGGACGAACUAUAUGUCAGGCUUGACUGAAGGGUCCUUGAAGGGCCUUCGCUUGGGGCUCGUGGAAGGCUUCUUCAACAGGACACCAUCAGCUGAAAACGACCCAGUGAACAAUGCAAUGGCUCGGACAGUCGCAAAGCUCAGGGGAGCAGGUGCCACGAUCGUGUCCAUCACCAGUCCCCUCUACAACUCCACGGCCCUGGCUUCACUCGACACCCAACGCUUCGAAUACAGAGAGUCGAUGGAUGCCUACCUGGAACGGCCGUCACUCGGUGGCCAACACCCGUCAACACUGAACGAGCUCUACUCAGGCCAUGACUACUUGGUCAUUCCAAGCCAAUAUGAAUACGUCAACACAUCACUGGUGUCCUCGACCUCAAACACCACAGGACGUAACGGCGGCUACAAUUCCGUUAAACAAGGCAUCGCGAAUCUGACCCUCGCUCUCGCGGAGACUUUCACGGCGAACAAGCUCGAUGCCCUGAUCUAUCCCGAGCAACAGAAUCUCGUCGUCGAGAUCGGAUCUGCCUCACAAUCUGGCAGAAAUGGAAUACUAGCAGCCCUGACGGGGAGCCCUGUUGUCACGGUCCCAGUAGGGUUCUCGAAUGCUACUGCUACUGCGCCGCAAGGGGUGCCAAUUGGCAUGGAGAUACUUGGACGGCCAUGGACAGAGGAGAAGUUGUUGCAGAUUGCCUAUCAAUGGCAGAGUUUGGGGAGGAUAAGGAGGACGCCGAGUUGGGCCAAGGAAGUUGUGCCGGUGAAGUCUUAUACUGCUGUGCCUACUGUCACGCCCAACCGCGGCAAUAUUCCUGCGGCGUAUCCUGUUGGGACGUUGGGUGGGUAG